Prorocentrum cordatum is the source of this 420-nucleotide messenger RNA. NCBI's taxonomy places the organism in Eukaryota, Dinophyceae, Prorocentrales, Prorocentraceae. The record is from the annotation of a GenBank genome assembly.
GGUCUGUCUCUCCUCUGGCCCCUCCGCGCUGCGGGCUCGGCCGGCGGCGGCUCGCCCGCGGCCCUGGCCGCCGCGGGGCUGCUGGCCGCGAACGGCUGCUUCGUGGCGUCGGCGGUGGCCCUGCACCGGCUGACGCGGCGCACGCUCGGGGAGCGGCUGGCGCGCCGCACGGCCCUGGUGUACUGCGCGACGCCCGCGUCCGUGUUCCACAGCUGCGUCUACACCGAGAGCCCCUUCUUCGAGGCCGCGGGUUAUGCCGAGAUGCCCACAGCGCGGGCUGCCAAGCUUGCAACAACAUUUUUUUCUCUGGUCCAGGGUGUCAUCUUCGGAUCGCCUUGCGGAGCCAACGAUUUAUCCAGAUUCCACUGCUUCGAGUUGGCCCUUGAGAAACGGCGAAGCUUGUUUUUACGAGUUUUCUGA